Molecule: messenger RNA, 2019 nt
Organism: Hemisphaericaspora subhashii
Lineage: Eukaryota; Fungi; Ascomycota; Pichiomycetes; Serinales; Debaryomycetaceae
Gene: HAP43
Product: Hap43p
Exons: 1
Coding region: 1-2019 (672 amino acids)
Cellular component (GO): nucleus; RNA polymerase II transcription regulator complex
Molecular function (GO): DNA-binding transcription activator activity, RNA polymerase II-specific; transcription cis-regulatory region binding
Source: RefSeq, a predicted model, not a curated record
AUGCUGAAUACAAAGGGAACAAAUUUAGCACCAAGACAAGCACCUUCUCCAAUAGCAAUAGCUUUAUCUCCUACUUCUCCAGGUACUACUCCACAAAAACCACAUCACCAGCAACAUCAAUAUCAACAACAUCAUCAUCAACAACCGCAACAACAACGUCGUAUGAUGAUAUCAAAGACAACAACAACAGCUGCUUCUUCUCCUCCUGGGACUACCAAUUUAGUACCCAAAGGAGUAUCUCAAAUAGUUACAUCAAGAGAAUGGGUUCUACCUCCAAGACCUAAACCAGGAAGGAAGCCAAGUGUGGAUACUCCUGCUUCUAAGAGAAAGGCACAAAAUAGAGCUGCUCAACGUGCAUUUAGAGAAAGAAGAGCAACAAGAGUUCAAGAAUUAGAACAGAAACUUAUGGAAGUUGAAAAAGAGAAAGAUAUUAAAGAAAUGGGAUUACUUAAUACUAUAAAUAAAUUAAAAGUAGAGAACCAAUUUUUGUUAAAGAGUUUGGAACAACUUAGACAAGAUGUCAAUCAAAUGAAGAACUCAUCCCAAUCAAGAUAUCAACAAGUACAGCCACAACAACAACAGCAAGUACGGAGUAGAGGAUCACCGAGUGGACAACAACAAAAUUCAAAACCUACUUUCUCAUUAGGUGAUCGUAGCAAUCAUGCAUCACCAAUGAAUACAUCAUCACCUUCUAGUUCAACAUAUUCAGUCCAACAAAUAUCACCUGCUCCAUCUGCAGAUUCUCCUCCACUGUCAUCCUAUAAUCAUUCUGUCCAACCAAAACUUCUACCUGCGACAGCUGCUACAUUGACUCCAAUGUCAAAGAAUAGUUCUCCAGAUAAACCAGCUUCUUCAAUAGAUACAUCAAACUUUGAUUGUGGUAUUUGUCUUAAGGAUGAAUGUUUAUGUGAAUCAGUUGGAUUAAAAGAUCCCGUUAAAAAGACAACCAAUAAUAAUGAUAUUGAAAAGAAUUUACAAGCACAACUUGAUUCAUUCCAAUCAAUGCCAGCAGUUUCAUUAUCAUCCAGAAAGAGAAAGAUUGUCUCAACUGAUGAAGUUCAAGAAAUCGAUUUCACAAAACAAUUUUCAACAAAGACAAAACCAAUGCCUGAUUUAAAGAAAUUGAAAAAAUCAUCACACAGCCACAACCACAAUACAUCUAUGCCUCCACCUUCUAGUGAAAUAACUUCCAAUUUUGAUGAAGGUUCCCCCGUAGAAAAUUGUGGAUUUUGUUCAGAUGAUACCCCAUGUGUAUGUCGAGAAGCUGCCAAAGAAGCAGCCAGGUUGAAUAAUUCCUUAAAUGAACCAAUUCAAGAAUCUAAUGAAGAAAUGGAUCAUCUUGAAAUGAAUCAUAGCACACUCCCACCAAUUCAAUACAAUAACAACAAAUCCAAUAAUUUUUCAAGAGCAGCAUUACACGUCAUGCAUCCUGGUCCAUCGGUUGAAAUUAGAGAGAUUACGAAUUUGACUCCAGGUGCAGUUCCGACAGUAUUAUCAUCCAGACGUAAUAAUAAUGAUUCUUCUACUACGUUGAUGACAAAUGAUUCUAGUAGUGAAAAUAAUGAAUGCACGGGUAAUCCAGGUACUUGUCGUCAAUGUCAACUUGAUCCAAUGUCAACAUUAUUCUGCACAACUGUGGCCAGUAAGAAUGAAGGAACCAAUAGUCCAGCAAAAACAUCAUCCAUUUCAAGAACUAGUUCUUCACUGGUGAUAUCAUCGGGCAUGCAACCGCUCUUGGCGGCCGCUAAUGCCGCUGCAGCUGCAUCGAAUUCUACAACUGCUCCAGCUACCCCGGUGGCUACUAGUUUGAGUAAUGGAAAUAGCACCAGUAUGAACUCUACCAAUCUGGGGAUUUUUAUUCCUUGUGCUGAUGCAUAUAAGACAUUGUCUCGUCAUAAGAAAUUUAAUUCGGUGGAUUUUGGGACUUUGGUUGGAAAAUUGACAACUAGGGGUAUGCAAGUUGAAGUGCAAUCUGUGGCUAAUGUUUUACGUGAAUUAGAUAGACGGUUAUAUAAUUAG